Molecule: messenger RNA, 1527 nt
Organism: Penaeus vannamei (Pacific white shrimp)
Lineage: Eukaryota; Metazoa; Arthropoda; Malacostraca; Decapoda; Penaeidae
Product: putative transmembrane protein INAFM2
Source: RefSeq, a predicted model, not a curated record
GGCAAGAAGACAUCCAUCAACAAGAAGAGCAAAAAUAAGAGGGAAAAAAAACCUGUGACAAUAAGAUAACCACGAAGGCGCCCUCCGGACAACCACGCAAGGGAACCACCGGACGACCUCACGACCUCCAGACCCUCCACAGGACCUUCCGGAAGCACUCGCACGUCCUCCUCGGCCAGGAUGGGAGCCGAAGCUGACCCCAACGCCAAGAAGGAGACGCCCGAGGAGCAGCCCAAGAAGGGGUCGAUCGUCUCCAAGAAGCUGGUGAGAAUCGUGACGGUGAUGGCCUACGUGUCCGCGGUGUCCGGGGCGGGAUUCCUGCUCUCGGUCUACUACAUAUUCCUGUGGGACCCUCAGAUCAGGGGGGUGCGGCCCCCGGGCUACCUGCAGAGCGGAGAGAUGAUCGGCAUGCCCCAGGCGAGAGUGGCGUCCGUGCCCGAGGCCCUGAAGGGGGGCGUGCCCAUCCCGUACCCGCACAAGAUGUCGAAGGAGUUCAUGGAUGCCUACUACAGGAACGCCACCGAGCAGAGAGGCGAGGGCCACGCAGCUGACGUGGUGAACCAGUCAACGUCGAAGGUUCCAGACCUCGCCGCCGACCACGCAGCCAACAGCGGACACAACCCCCCCAUUAGCACUGCGGGGGUCAACUACCACGGUCAAGACGACAGUUCCUUGCAGAAAAGUAACGCGGAACAGCCCCCAACGAGGCCGCAGCAGGACCACAGCUCACAGCAGCACCGCCGAGCACAGCACCACGAGCAGCGAGGACCGCCGCUCACCGCCAACGCCUGAGGCUGAAUCAGACGAGUCUUCGGACGCACCAGACACAAACACAAACAUCCAGAGAAGACUCACUUUCCCGCGAACCAUGCUACCUUUUGAGCUCUCUUGUCUUCACGACUCAAACUGCCUUCAAGACCUCUCAUUUUCCCCACGACCCAAACUAUCUUCAAGCACUCUCUUCCACGACUCAGACUACCCUCAAACUAUGAUUUUCUUCGACUUCAAGUACCUUCAAACGACAUAAUGCAAUCACGGGAAUGACCGCUUGGGUAGAAGCAGGAUAGUUGGUCAGUUGGCAGUUUGUCGACUUCCAAUGGCAUUUAUAGUGUAAAGAUCGAUGUUUUUCUUUUCCUCUCGAUGGGAAAAUGUAUCAGAGGAAAGAGUUCUCAGUGGAUUAGUACUGAAAGCUUUCAGAUCUUUCUCUCUUUUGUACUUUGUAUAGUAACCCAUCCGAAUACAAAUCCCCCUUUUUGAGAGAUGUAUAUAUCCCAGAGAGCAAUUUGAAAGCGUGUCCCAAGUGGUAAAUGCUCUAGACCCCUAGGAUAGCCAGUAUAAUGUGUCCAGCUGAGAGAUCCUGAGAACUGAGAGGAAAAAAAAUGAGAUAUUGUUUUGAGAAAGGAAUCGAGCAUAAUUGUUGCCAGUUAGUGCAAAGCAGGUCUUACUAUAUAUAUAUAUUUACAACACAUGUAUAGAAUAUAUUCCUUCGUUAUGUUUACUGUUGGUUGAAUAAAAUAUGUCUAUGUA